This is a messenger RNA of Photinus pyralis (common eastern firefly), 583 nucleotides long. RefSeq lists its product as uncharacterized. The transcript has 5 exons. NCBI's taxonomy places the organism in Eukaryota, Metazoa, Arthropoda, Insecta, Coleoptera, Lampyridae. The record is from RefSeq and is a predicted model, not a curated record. Bases 113 to 541 code for a protein of 142 amino acids.
UUUGGUGCAAUGCUGCGCCUUGUUCGUUACAUAUUUGUUAUGCAAGCAGAACGAAGACGAAUUUCGAGAAAACGUAAACCAAUUCAUUGACAAAUUUAUUACUUCGGAACGAAUGGAAAAACAUAACGCCUAUGAUGUAGAUACAUGGAUCACGGUGAUGCUGGUCUACUUCUCAAUUUUGUCAGCAUGUUCAAUCCUCCUGGUAAUCGGAUCAUUUAAGUGCAAACCGAUGCUAAUCUUUCCAUUUCUGACAGCUUACCCCAUAUAUGUAGUGCUAUGGCUAACUACCCACGUCAGAGUGAUGGUCGGUCUGAAAAAUCAAGAUAUUGGAAUCGGGAAUUUAAUACUUUACAGUAAUCUUGGAGGAUUUCUCAUAUUACUCCUUCUCUACAUGUGGUUUUGCGUAUUUUGUUUUGUUCAAAUGGUUUAUGAAUUAAAAUCGGAAAUGAAGAAGGAAAAGAAUGUUGGCAACUCAAAAAAUAACAAUGAGCCCAAGAAGAUUGCGAGAGCUGAUAAUUAUUACAAGAUAUAUUUACCAUAAGAUCGAGAUAUACCUGUGUGUAAACUCUAUCUAUGAAUUAAA